AUGGAUAUCGCGAUUACUCUCGGAGAAAAUUAUUUCUCAUUUCUUCUUGUUUUUCUACUUACAUCCUUCUUUCUAUUUUCCAUCGCCAAAACAACUUUCAGAUCUAAACAAAACAUUCCACCAGGUCCAUGGCGGUGGCCGAUCAUCGGAAACAUGCACCAAGUCGGAAAGGACCCUCAUGUCGUCACCGCCGUCUUGGCUCAACGACACGGACCCCUUAUCUCUCUCCACCUCGGUACUCAGCUUCUCGUUGUUGCAGCAUCUCCAGAGGCUGCUUUAGAAAUUCUCAAGACCAAAGAUCGUUUUACUUCUUCCCGUUUCGUUCCUAAUGCUUUUCAAAGCUAUCUUUUACCUUUCACCCUUAUUUGGUCGACUGAUUGCGAUGAAAACUGGAAAUCAUUAAGAACCCUUUGUCGAACCGAGAUGUUCUCUAGCAAGGCCUUGGAGUCCCAGUCUAGUUUGAGAGCCAAAAAGUUGGCUCAGAUGUUGGAUUUCUUGUGUGAGAAGAAAGGGGAAGUUGUGAGCAUUGAGGGAGUUGUUUUUACAACAAUGUUCAACACUUUGAGCAACAUUUUCUUUGGCAAAGAUUUUCUUGAUCUGGAUGAUAAAAACGGAAGUGAUGGUGGGCUGAGAGAGCAACUUUUCAAGACAUUGGCGACCGGCGUGACACCGAAUGUAAGUGAUUUUUUCCCCAUGCUCGCGAGGUUGGAUCUUCAAGGAUUACGGACGAAAAACUUGAAGCAUGUGAAAGGGAUAUUCAAUUCUUGGGAGCGUAUAAUCGAUGAAAGAAGAUCAAUGGUUGCAGUAGCAGAGGGGGAACAAUGUUUCGUCGAUUGUUUGCUUGAAAAUGGAUUCUCAAACGACCAAAUAAGCAUGUUGGGUUUGGAGUUGUUCACAGCGGGUACAGAUACUACAACCUCAACGGUUGAAUGGGCCAUGGCUGAGUUGGUAAAGAACAAAAACGUUAUGUCGAAGCUACGAGAAGAGCUAAAAAAUGAAAUCAACACUCGAACCGUUGUCGAAUCUGAAGUUUCUAACCUGCCUUAUCUAAACGCUUGCAUCAAAGAAACCUUAAGACUACACCCUCCCGCACCUUUCCUACUUCCUCAUCGUGCCUACCAAACUUGUGAAGUUAUGGAUUAUACAUUGCCUCGUGGCUCCCAAAUAUUGGUCAACAUUUGGGCAAUCGGUCGAGAUCCAAAACUUUGGGAAGAUCCUCUAUUGUUUAAGCCCGAAAGAUUCCUUGGCUCAAAUUUGGAUUUUGGGGGCCAAAACUUUGAGUUCAUUCCGUUUGGUGCAGGGAGAAGGAUGUGCCCCGGUUUACAGUCUGGUGUCAAAAGCGUCCAAACUAUCUUAGCGUCUUUGAUCCUUCGAUUUGAUUGGCUUCUUCCGAAUGAUGACGACCCUGUCAAUCUCGACAUGAGCGAAAAGUUCGGGGUGUUUUUGCAGAAGAAAAAACCUUUGCAACUCAUUUUUAAAGAUUUGAAAUAGAUGUUCAAUUCAAAUCUAAUAAUAAAUAAGAUGUUAUGUGCAAAGGUUGGAUAUGAUACAUUAGAAUGAUUUAUUAUCCAAUAAACUUGUUCAUUUUGUC
This is a messenger RNA of Cynara cardunculus var. scolymus (artichoke), 1591 nucleotides long. Its product is annotated as probable (S)-N-methylcoclaurine 3'-hydroxylase isozyme 2. NCBI's taxonomy places the organism in Eukaryota, Viridiplantae, Streptophyta, Magnoliopsida, Asterales, Asteraceae. The transcript has 2 exons. The coding region runs from base 1 to 1491 and encodes 496 amino acids. The record is from RefSeq and is a predicted model, not a curated record. Gene Ontology annotation, molecular function: oxidoreductase activity, acting on paired donors, with incorporation or reduction of molecular oxygen; monooxygenase activity; heme binding.